This is a messenger RNA of Pleuronectes platessa (European plaice), 2173 nucleotides long. Its product is annotated as sodium/hydrogen exchanger 9B2. The transcript is spliced from 15 exons. The record is from RefSeq and is a predicted model, not a curated record. Gene Ontology annotation, molecular function: antiporter activity. Gene Ontology annotation, biological process: proton transmembrane transport. Gene Ontology annotation, cellular component: membrane. The coding region runs from base 259 to 1893 and encodes 544 amino acids. NCBI's taxonomy places the organism in Eukaryota, Metazoa, Chordata, Actinopteri, Pleuronectiformes, Pleuronectidae.
CCAUAAUGCCAGGCUUUAUAGUGUGUGUUUGAUGUCUGUCAUUUUGCAGAGCAACAAACAACAGAGUUUAAACCCACUGUUAUUAACACACACACAAAAAGACACUCACUCUCUUUCUCUUUCUCUCUCUCUCUCUCUCUCUCUCUCUCUCUCGCUCUCUCUCUCUCUUUCUUUCUCUCUGUCUUGAGUGUCUAAUGAAUUUGCUGUCAGUUGCUUCUUCCUCUCGGUUCCAGUCACACGUCUCUGCAUCGAACAAAGAUGAUGGACGAAGAAGCCACGAAGCGUUACUGUCGUGACGAGGGACUGAAGCCCAAACCAGCUGAGCGAGAGAGUAAAGUUCAGGUCAUUCAGGAGGAGAGAGAGAUCACCGUCCUGCCGCAGAGGAAGACGGACACAAUGGCCGAGAUGAAGUUGUCGGAGUCAGACUCGUCCUCCUGCUGUUCGUGUUGUAUCAGACUGAAGGACAGAUGUCCUCGACCUCAGGGACUCAUCAGCCUGCUCAUUACUAAAGUGUGUCUGUUUGCUCUGCUGUUCGGAGUUGUCUGGUCCAUCACAGGAAGUGAGUGUUUACCUGGAGGGAACCUGUUCGGCCUCGUCAUCCUCUUCAUCUGCUCCGUGCUCGGAGGGAAACUGGUGGGAAUGAUUCAACUGCCCACGCUACCCCCCUUCCCUCCUCUACUUGGUAUGUUGCUGGCAGGUCUGUUGCUGCGUAAUGUUCCGUACAUAACAGACGCCGUCUUCAUCAACACUCACUGGUCUGCAGCUAUGAGGAACAUCGCCCUGUCAAUCAUCCUGACCAGAGCUGGGCUGGGCCUCGACCCCUCGGCAUUGAGUCGUUUGAAGGCGGUGUGUGUGCGUCUUGCGGUUGGCCCCUGUGUGCUGGAGGCCUGCACCGUAGCUGUGGUUUCUCACUUCCUGCUGGGUCUGCCCUGGGUCUGGGGUUUCAUACUGGGCUUCGUCCUGGCUGCAGUGUCUCCGGCCGUUGUGGUGCCUUCGAUGCUGCUCCUGCAGAGAGAGGGAUACGGAGUGGAGAAGGGAAUCCCCACCUUGCUGAUGGCUGCCGGGAGUUUUGAUGAUAUUCUGGCCAUUACAGGGUUCUCCACCUGCCUGGGAAUCGCCUUCUCUACAGGUUCCACGUGGAUGAACAUCCUGAAAGGUCUCCUGGAGGUAGUGGGAGGGGUCAUCGCUGGGCUGAUUCUGGGUCUGUUCUUGUGCUUCUUCCCAAGCAAAGACCAGGAGGACCUUGUGUUGAGAAGGACUCUCAUGUUGUUGGGUUUGUCCAUAUUUUCGGUCUUCUUCAGUCACGUGGUUGGUUUUGCCGGAGCCGGUGGGCUCUGUACGCUGGUGCUGGCCUUCCUUGCUGCUCUGGGCUGGAAAACCGACAAAGCCCCAGUGGCAGCCAUGGUGGGUCAGGCAUGGGAUGUUUUCCAGCCUCUCCUGUUUGGUCUGAUUGGAGCAGAGAUCACCAUAGCAACCCUCAACCCCAGCACCGUGGGUCUGGGUCUGGCCUGUAUCAGUAUCGGUCUGGUGAUCCGUCUGCUCGUUACCUUCCUGCUGGUUCAUUUCGGAGGAUUCAAUCUGAAGGAGAAAUUCUUCAUCUCUGUGGCCUGGCUGCCGAAAGCCACCGUACAGGCUGCUAUUGGCUCGAAGGCUUUGGACAUGGCGAGAGAGGUAGAAGAUGAGGCCUUAAUAAAGUUUGGAUUGGAUGUGCUAACGCUAGCUGUGUUAGCCAUCCUCACCACAGCUCCCAUAGGGGCACUGGGUAUCGGACUGGCAGGACCACGCCUCCUGGAGCGACAGGUCAAAGACGACGUGGAGGGCGGAACCAAGACUCCAGGCAGCAAUGGUAUUGGUGGAGAAAAAGACAACGUGACCCUUGAGAGCAGGCUAUGAAGGCUCUGAUUGGACAAAAGAAGACUUCAAAUACCACUCCCUAUGUUCACUCUCUAUGCAGAUGAUAAACAUUGAUUUAUUUAUGUGUAGUUUCUUUAUGUUUCCUUCGUACUUUGGCUCGCUAUUGCUAGCUUUGGCUAGCUACUAUCAUCUACCCCUCUGCCCUUUAUGUCUCAGCGAUUUAAGAGGGAAAAUCACUGUCGACAUGAUUCUGUGACUGCAAAAAACCAUUUCAAACCCAUGUAAAGUUACAAGCACAAAUAAAAGCUUUUGGAGAAAA